This is a messenger RNA of Penicillium brevicompactum, 6258 nucleotides long. Its product is annotated as putative SNF2 family helicase. The transcript is spliced from 4 exons. The record is from RefSeq and is a predicted model, not a curated record. Lineage: Eukaryota; Fungi; Ascomycota; Eurotiomycetes; Eurotiales; Aspergillaceae. Bases 1 to 6258 code for a protein of 2085 amino acids. Gene Ontology annotation, molecular function: methyltransferase activity; ATP binding; ATP-dependent chromatin remodeler activity.
AUGGCCACGCCCAACUUGUCCACUCCUCCCCCAGCGCAGGCAAUGGCGCAUGGAACAGAGGACCGACAACAUCAGUCCACAGAAGGGUCGACAAGGGCGAAUGGCCAGCAGCCUGCAGCGGCAAAUGUGAGUCCUGAGCAACGGCGAGGAUGCCGCCCAGUUCGACAGGGCCGGUAUCUCGCCAAUGAUCUGCCGCCUCUGUUUGAGCUAGAGGAGAUUUUUGCAGACAUGGCGUCAAAAGCCCAGAGGCUGGGAUUUGCGCCUGUCCUCGAUGCGCUCAAUGGUCGACCACUUCGAGUGGCGACAAUGUGUUCAGGAACAGAGGCUCCACUGUUAGCCCUGGAGAUGAUUCAAUCGGGUCUAGACGGGGACCACCAACUACUGAUCUCGCAUAUUUUCAGCUGUGAGAUCGUUCCGCUCAAGCAAUCAUACAUCGAGCGGAACUUCCGCCCCCUCUUCUGUUUCGGGACAUCACCGAACUUGGAGGCGAGCAAGCGUGGGCGGACUGCAUAUGGAUCAUUGGAGGUAAUCCCCGGGGAUAUUGACAUCUUAGUUGCAGGAACCGCCUGCGUCGACUUUUCUCCCUUGAAUGUCAACAAGAAGACCCUGCAGCAAGGUGGCGAGUCUGGGGCAACAUUUGACGGUCUCUUGCGAUAUGCAGAGAGAUUCAGACCCCGAUUGAUUAUCCAAGAGAAUGUUCGCACAGCUCCUUGGGGAAAAAUGUCGGAGAAGUGGGAAAAGCUUGGCUACACGUCGAUUUUAGUCCCUGUCGACACGAAGCAUUACUACAUCCCACAGACACGCGAGCGUGGCUAUUUGGUGGUCAUUGACAAGCGCCGCUUGGAAGCAGCGGGCCUGAUUGGAGACCACAUGGAUGGCAAUAACCUACUCGCCGUCCAUGAACACAUUAGUGGGCUUGCGCACGAAUUCCAACGGCGAGCAAGCUCAUCUGUCGGGAUGUUCUUGCUUGAUGACGAUGACCGCCGACUCGAGCUCAUCGAGGAGAGAGCCGGUCUUGGUUCCCGAAGCGAAACCAGCUGGGACCAAUACCAGGUUCGGCACCAGCGGCACCGCGACGAACGGGAACUAGGCAACGAAAGGCCAAUCACCAGAUCACUUCCCGGCAUCAAUGUUCUGAAAGCACCAGACUUUUACUGGCACCGCUAUUGGCAGACACAGCCUGAGAGAGUGUGGGAGACGGUGGAUAUGAAUUUCUUGAAGAGAGUUAUUCAGUCAUAUGACAUGAAUUUCAAGGAGUACGUUUUUAAUUUUGCCUCUCUCUCACUUCAGAUUUCAGGACUAAUUCUCUCAUUUCUCACUCACAGGCGUUGGAUUGACCUGUCCCAAGGUGUCGACCGAGGGAAUGACAGUCUUGCCGCGAGUGGGAUCGCGGGAUGCUUGACGCCGAAAGGUAUCCCGUUCGUGACCACUCGUGGUGGUCCCGUAUCUGGCACGGAAGCUCUUUCACUACAAGGUCUUCCCCUCGAUCGUAUGUUGUUGGCAAGAGAAACACAGGCCGAAUUGAUGGACAUGGCAGGAAAUGCGAUGACGAGUACCGUUGUCUGUGCAGUCAUGUUGGCUAGCCUCAUAGCCGUGCCGUCAAUCCUUCACUCCGAUGAUGAGAGUCUACCACAGCCCAGCGUCAAAGAGGCCAAGCCCCUUCUCAUCCCAAGCGAAGCCCACAGCCUUGUGAGAACCAUCCUCCAAACCGCCGAAGCCCGAUUCGUCAAUCACGAUGAUCUCAAAGCCAACGCAGCAAGCACCGUUUUGCGUUGUGCAUGCGAAAGACAGACUGGAGUUCAAGAUCGUAUUUUCCAGUGUCUUCUAUGUGGACAUACCGCAUGCACUUCCUGUCAUGGAAACCCCACACACUCGUAUUCACCCAUCUCCCUCCUCCGAACGGAGCCAUCUGAGUUUAUUGCACAUAUGACCGACAUCAUUCCCAUGAGAUUGACAAUUUCUGGUCUAUCCGCUUUGGACUUUGAGCCUUUCGAGCCCUUGUGCCCCCCGGACAUCUCCCCUGGCUUCUGGAGUGACUUCAUCGUUUGCAUAGACUUUGCUUUGCACGAUGUGUUUUGUUUCUUUGAAAUCAAGCGUGGCAGAAAAUGGCGUAUUGCUUACAGGGGCACGCACUCGCAUUUGCAUCUUGAAAUUGGUCCGGACUCCAUCCAGUGGCUCUUGUUUGCAGAACCACCGAAGUCCGCUCCCGUGAGAAGCGUUAUCAGAGAAGUCUUGGCCAAGCCAAUUGCAAGAAUGACGCCCUCUCAAGGGUCAUUUGUUGAUGGAGAUUGGGAAAUCUGUUCUCCAUUGAGUCAACAAUUUUCACUCCAAAUUUUCGGCAAACAACAGCAGGUUCCAUCAUUUGAAGCUGAGUGUGGCUUGAAAGCUGCCGAGUUCGUGAAUAGUAGAGUCUGGACUACUCUUUCUGUCGAAGGAAAAGCCAUCGAUAUGGCAGGCCUUGAUUAUGAUAUUUGUGGGCUUUACUAUUUUCUCCCUGACUGCGGUACAGCUCUUGGAGCGAUGUACAGGAAAGACGCCACUGAAGUCACACCUGCAAUCUUCUUGUUCCUUGACCCGACAAAGACUGGAUUACCGGUGGAUGAUGCAUGUGUGUUUUCCCUUGAUCAUAGUCGUCUGUCUGGCUAUGAAGUGAGAGUGACCAUCGCCGAGUUGUCCCCAGAUUGGCGAUCAUUAGACGUUUCAGAGGAAGGGGCUCCUGCCAAUGCUUUCUAUCGCCGUUGGAUCAAGCGAAGAGAAGCGCAAUUGGUCUGCCGUGAUGAGAAUAUUGCCUACGACGCUUUGCAGCAGGGAACCAAAGUCUCGAUCGAGAGCAACAACUGUCACAGUGCUUGUAUUACCCUUGCCUCGCUGUCAGCAUCGGCGACGACCCUGAACCUUCCCAACAUAACAUCUCAAUGGCAGUCAUGGGACCCGGAAGACUCCACCCGAGUAUUGAAGAGACUUGCCUGGCUAUUUCCGAAUGUUGCCGCAUGGUCCGACUUCGAGGAAUGGAACCACAUCACUCACUCACACAUUUCAACUAAUGACGGCGAUCAGUCCCAUGGAAACUGCAAUGUGUGCAACCCACCUUCACCUGGUAUUAUAUGGGGCCGCGAUAAUCGCGGUAAAAUCACACCAUACGAGAACGCGCAAGAGGCUGCUGUCUAUGAGCGUGCCAUCAAGUCUCGACCGUCGCCUUUCUUGGUUUUUAGUCGACUGCAUGGACCGAUCAACGCAAAUGAACCAGAACAAGUAGAACUGCGAUUUACUUUGAACGUUCAGUCUCUCACGCAUAGAGCUAGCGGGAAACUGUCUGAAGUCGCCAGCUACGAGACAAUCACAUCCAAAUGGAGACUUCUGCCCAAUGCGUAUGACAUGGCCAAGCAACCUAGCAGCUUGUUUACCUUGAUGGACAACACCACCGAUAUCGCAUCAAAGCAGCCACCCAACUUCAAACAGACCCUGCGCCAUGAGCAGCUUCGGUCUUUGAGCUGGAUGAUCUCACAAGAAUCUGAGCAAAUUGAGCCAUUCAUGGAAGAAGAAGUUGAAGAGUCGGUCCUUCCCCUUCUGCCGUGGCGAGCUGAAGUCAAGGCCACAAUUCCAAACACAGUUCGUGGCGGCCUGUUAGCCGAUGAGGUUGGAUAUGGCAAGACUGCUAUUGUUCUUGGUCUCAUCGAUUCCCAAUACGAGACAGACUCUCAGAUCAUACAUCCCGACGAUGGAUUGAUUCCCACAAAUGCAACUCUGAUCAUCGUGCCCUCCAACGUUUUCAAGCAAUGGGCCUCGGAGAUCCAAAAGUUCCUGGGUAGAAAAUACAAAGUCCUGGCUGUGAACUCGAUUAGCAAACUCACCAUCCAGCAAGUCCAAGAUGCUGGCAUUGUCCUUAUGUCAUGGAGUGUUUUGGCAAAUGAUACCUACUACACCCGACUCCAACGGUUUACCGCAACACCGCAAGCUCCAGCAAGAACGGGCGGAGGAACAGGUCGUAAUUUCGACAGCUGGUUCCACAACGCACGAACUUCCCUCCGAGAGAUUAUUGGUAUUCUGAAGAAUGAUGGGCCUGAGGCGAUGCUCCAAGAAUUGGAGACCAGACGUCGCCAAGUUCAAUUGACACAGGCCAAUUCUACAUAUGUUCCAUCGCGCCGCAUCCGUGGUCAAGCAUCCCUUGAUGCCAAUUCUGCCCGUGACAACUCGUCGGUUCCAGGAGAGGAUUCUUCUUCACUGAGCGACUCUGGAUACGAGGACCUCAAGAAGGCUAAAGCCAAAGCCAAAGCCCCGCCUGAUGACCGCAAGGAAUUCAACAUCAAAACCACACCUAGACAAAACUGGUGCACUGUCAAAGGCGCUUUUGUCCAUGCUUUCUCCUUCAAUCGUUUGGUUAUCGAUGAAUACACUUAUGCCGGAGAAGAGCGACAAACCUCUCUGGUAUCAUUGCACGCUCGCUCUAAAUGGAUCCUUUCUGGAACACCAAAUCUGAAUGAAUUUGCUGACAUCAAGAGUAUUGCCCGGUACCUCGGCCUUCAUCUCGGCGUUGAUGAUGAUGGUGAUUGUGACAAAACCCAAAAUUUGAGACUCAAAACCAUUCGCAAGGACCACACAGCCGCCGAAGCAUUCCAGAUGUAUCAGGCACCGCGCAGCAAUGCAUGGUACAAAAACCGCAGACUCCAUGCCCAACAUUUCCUCAACCGAUUUGCGCGACAGAACGUCGCUCAGAUCAAACACAUCGAGGUUACGACGGAUACUGUUACCACCGGGCAAACAACGACUGAAAAGAAAGCCUACGACGCACUGUUCCAAGCAGUCAAAGACAAAAAAAAGCGAAUCGAAGGCCCUUUGAACAGUAUCCUUUCCAAGAGCCAAUGCGCGGAAGAGGCUCUCAUCAUGGCCUGCACAACCUCUCAGAUAGGGAAACCUCUAUGGAACAUCGAAAAGUGUCUCAAAGGCGCAAGAAAUGAUGGAGUCAAAUCUGCUGAGAUCUGGGAUAAGAUAGAUUCAGUGUGCCGUCAAGCAGCAAUCCUUUGGUACCGCCACAGCAUUGAUCCAAAGGGAUGGAAAGAUUUCCAGACUAGUAUCCCGAAGGACGAGAUCAAAGACAGCAUCACCCUCCAGAAACUUAAGUCUAUUUUGGCAGAUUGCUUCAUCUCAUACAAGGAGUGGACUCGAUCCAGUCACGAGAAGUAUCUCAAUUCGAGCGAUCGUCUCAACAAAAGAGAAGAGAAAAUUCGCAAAUCAGAAAAGCCCACUGCAGCUGCAGACACGGGAAGACGUUCCACCAGUGCUCAAGAAACCGAAGAGCCCCGGAAGCGCCCAGCCAAGCGCGCAAAGGUUGCAGAGACCACAUCUGACGACGACCCAGAGGUGACAGCGGCAUUGAAAAAGGCCCUUGCGACCGACUGUAUCACGCUUCUCAAGCAGGUCUGUGAGAUCGACCGUGAGCAAUGCUUCUACGAGGCUAUGGUGGAUGUUCUUACUGCCGGAAUUACACCAUGCCAGGGCUGCACAACCGAAAUCCCAGACAUAGCAGAUCUCAACAUUCUCCAAACCUGCGGACACAUCCUCUGCGCAAGAUGCAUGGUUGAGGCCAAUAAGGAUAAGACCUGUAUUCUCGAAGGCUGCGAUGUCCGGGUCUCACCAUCAAAGACCGUCGUCGGCGCCACUCUGAUGGACGUGAACAACACUGUUGAAAGUUCAAAACUGGACAAGCUUGUCGAAAUCAUCCAUGGCAUUCCAGAAGAUGAGCUUGCUCUGAUCUUUAUUCAAAUUGACCACCUCAUGCCCGUGGCGUCGGAUGCCCUUAAAUCCGCCAACAUUGAGCACCGCAUGGUCACUUCAGCCAGCUUGAAAGGGCUCGAGGAAUUCAUCCGAGUCCCCAAACCAAAGAAGGGCCAAACAUCACCACUUCCCCGGCCAAAGGCAUUGAUCCUUAAUCUCGGAGGCGCAAUGGCUGCUGGAUUAAACCUCCAAUGCGCAAACCACAUCAUCUUCCUCUCGCCCUUAUUCACAUCCACCCAGCAUGACUGGGAAGCCGGCAUGACCCAAGCCAUCGGUCGUGCGCGACGAUACGGACAGCAAAGAACAGUCCACGUCUACCACCUUCUUGUGAAAAACACAUACGACGUCAACAUCUUCCAAGAGCGCCAUGGGGGCAGACUCUUCGAGCGAAGUGGUGUCCCAGUCUUGAUACCGAAGGGCGAUAUCCCUCUGCCCGGCGACCUCAUGCUCGAAGGUGAAAUGCUACCUGGCGACGAUUUCGAAUGA